Messenger RNA from Phycomyces blakesleeanus NRRL 1555(-), 438 nucleotides. RefSeq lists its product as hypothetical. NCBI's taxonomy places the organism in Eukaryota, Fungi, Mucoromycota, Mucoromycetes, Mucorales, Phycomycetaceae. The transcript is spliced from 3 exons. The record is from RefSeq and is a predicted model, not a curated record. The annotation marks the transcript as partial. Gene Ontology annotation, molecular function: protein binding.
GGUUCUCCUAUCGGCAUGUUUCUCUAUGGCAUCUCUCUGCGCCAUGGAUGGGGCUGUCAACUAAACGGCUCGCUUGCUUUUCAUUAUCUUCAAAAAGCUGCCGAGCAUGCUGUCGAUGAAUUACUCCAGUUGCAUGGGAUGAAUAACAACGCAUUGGCCUCCAAAGGAGAACUUAUUAUGGCUAUAUAUGAAUUGGGUGUAUCGUUCCAACAAGGCUGGGGAGUUCCGAAGAAUAGAGAAACCGCCUUUUAUUACUUUAAAAUUGCUGCUGAAUUAGGAGAUGCUGAUGGACAGAAUGAUGUUGCACAUUGCUAUUAUAAUGGCCAUGGUGUGAAAAAGGAUCUCUUUCAGGCUGCUAAGUAUUAUCGUCUGGCAGCAGCUCAGGGACAUGGCAUCCUCGGCAAUUCAUGGAUCUUCAAGCCAAAAUAUAAUCUAUAA